Gossypium raimondii (Peruvian cotton) is the source of this 1446-nucleotide messenger RNA. RefSeq lists its product as uncharacterized. Bases 481 to 1254 code for a protein of 257 amino acids. The record is from RefSeq and is a predicted model, not a curated record. NCBI's taxonomy places the organism in Eukaryota, Viridiplantae, Streptophyta, Magnoliopsida, Malvales, Malvaceae. The transcript has 8 exons.
UAAUCCUGCCAAAAAAGGGAGAGACAAAAUUAAAUACGGAAUGUUCGCGCGAGCACAGAGCUCGCGAUGAGACGCGAGUUUAAUCAACCUUCCCUUGCUUAAUAUAAACGGGGGGAGCUGCCAGUGGCCACUUUAUCCUCAUAAAUCUCAGAUCAUCACUUUCUUUUUGUUAGCCUUUAGACUUUAGAAAGGUUUAUCAUUAUCUAUUGAGCUAUCUCCCCUGUUCUUUUUUUUUUCUUCCUUUUGUUCGUAUCUCCCCUGUUCUUCAGUUUUGUUCUUUAUCUAGAAGUGUUGACUUCGAGUCAAUCAUCAAGUUUUCGAAAGAUUCAGGCAAAUCAAAUGGUUUGGAACCGAAAAUAGUUGAUAGUAGAUAAUUGUGGGUAAUAAAAUCGAGAUGCAGCUAAAGUUUUACAACAGAAAACAAGUCAAAAACUUAGUGAAGGUUAGAAGAAAAUAGUGGUAUAUUACUGAAGCUCAUUAAUGGAGGGUAAAGGUACCAAAUCGGGGAAAACCCGAGCUCAAAAGGAUGCUCAUAACGCCCGUUGCGUACAGUACAGGCAGAAAACUAAAAGGAGGCUAGAGGAGCUUGAACAGGUGAAGACCAAGUACUAUGAAAUGCUCCCAAUCUUCAAGCAGAUGCAAACUGAAAACCAGCAGAUGAAAAUGGAGUUGAAGCAAAACGAGUCUAUAAUUCAAUAUAUGCAAAAUUGUAUUCAACAGUUUAAGACUACACUUGAGGCACAGGGGCAAAGCUAUACUUCUUUUGAUGAGUCCAUAGGAUGGUUUCUGUCUCAAACCAAUGUGCAACAUGGUCUAGUUUCAUCAACUUCUGGAUUUGUUGUACAAGAUGUUAAUGAAUUAUCGGGAUUGGGAGUGAGUGGGGCAACCAACUUUCAAGCUUCCAUGGACAAUUUGUAUCAGCAAAUGGGUUUUGGCCAGUACUAUAACAACACUGCUGCUUCUAUUGCUGCUGGCCCUUCCUCUGUUGCCCCAAAUAGUCAUGGUACUAAAGCAGGGGUUGAGAUUAAUUCUGCUGCUGGAUUCCUUGGUACAAAUCAUGAUUUGCCCGAGUUUGAUGUUACGACCAAUCACAAUAACCUUUUCAACUAUGAGCUUGGUGCCGGAAUUGUGCCUGAUUCUUCUGUUGGCUCUUCCUUGGGAGCAGCAAAUCCUGAAGUGGAGAAUGAUGGCAAUCCUCCUCCUCAUACCCUGUUUCAGGGUCACUUUGGAAAUGAUCUCCACAAGACUCCAUAACUCAAGUUAAACAUUAAUUAGCCAUUUAUGUCGUGUCCGAGUCUUUUAUUUAUUUCUUGUCAUCGUGAGACUGUUUUGUUUUCCCCAUUGGUUGUUGCAACUUUGUAUGUUGAAUGCGUGUUUUGAUUUAUCUCGUGAGAGAAGCUAAACUAUUCAAUAAGCAAUUUACCGUACAGCGUGCUUAUGUUUAAA